Messenger RNA from Volvox carteri f. nagariensis, 294 nucleotides. RefSeq lists its product as uncharacterized. Lineage: Eukaryota; Viridiplantae; Chlorophyta; Chlorophyceae; Chlamydomonadales; Volvocaceae. The transcript has 2 exons. The record is from RefSeq and is a predicted model, not a curated record. The annotation marks the transcript as partial.
CGAAUGUGUCGGCUAGGUUGCGGGGGGCCCCCGUCAUGCCCUGAAACCCGCCCUCCUAACCAACCCGCCCCGCCGUGUUUUCCCCCUUCCCCCCUCGUUUUGCAGUCCCCGGACUGCGGCCAUGGUGACGUUCGACGAAUGUGUCGGCUAGGUUGCGGGGGGCCCCCGUCAUGCCCUGAAACCCGCCCUCCUAACCAACCCGCCCCGCCGUGUUUUCCCCCUUCCCCCCUUGUUGCGGGGGGGCCCCCGUCAUGCCCUGAAACCCGCCCUCCUAACCAACCCGCCCCGCCGUGU